AUGGUAGAAGUGCAACAUAUCUUGGGCGAUGUAAACUUUAGAUCGUGCGCCGGCACGAUCUUAUCCAAAAGAUGGGUUCUUAUAGCCGCUCAUUGUGUCGGAAAAAACCCUGGAAUAUUUUUCGUAUAUUUCGACGUUGACGAGUUUGGCAUUGAACAGAGUAUUCCUCGACCUCUCGAUGGUAUGUCGAUGAUUGUGACUCAAGCGUUUAAACAUCCGCAAUACGCGCCAAUGAACAAUGAUAUUGCUUUACUCUAUAUGCCACAAGAUAUUACCUUUUCCAAUAAUAUUCAGCCAAUAAAAAUCGCAUAUUACGAGAGUAUACGUUUUGUGACCAAAGAUGCUUAUGUGGUCGGUUGGAGAAAAAAGAACACGACUAGCGAAGGUACGAUGGAGACGAUGAAACUUAAGUACGCCACGUUGCCGAUUAUAGAAAAUAAUGUAUGCAGGCAAUACUGGCCCAUCAACGGCAACCACAUUUGCACGGCCGCAGAAUUGGGACAAUUUGCUUGUCCCGAGAGAAACAGCAAUGAUCCUCUCAUCGUAAGAAAAAAUGGCCAGGACUUUCAAAUAGGUAUUAUGAUGAGUUACGAAGACCAAUCUUGUCCUGACAACUUAUUUCGAGUGUAUACUAAGGUUUCUUCAUAUAUAGACUGGAUUCUCGAAGUCAUGAAGCGAUAUUAG
This is a messenger RNA of Temnothorax curvispinosus, 684 nucleotides long. RefSeq names its product chymotrypsin-like protease CTRL-1. The record is from RefSeq and is a predicted model, not a curated record. Lineage: Eukaryota; Metazoa; Arthropoda; Insecta; Hymenoptera; Formicidae. The transcript is spliced from 3 exons. Gene Ontology annotation, biological process: proteolysis. Gene Ontology annotation, molecular function: serine-type endopeptidase activity. The coding region runs from base 1 to 684 and encodes 227 amino acids.